UCCUCGGAAGUACAGGCUUAACCUGAAAAAGACAGGAAGCGGAGAGAGCGAUAACCUACUCUUCCUACGGUGGCCUAAAGGAGAAGCGAAGUAGGAGAAUUUAUUAUUUUUGGGACUCAGUUGCGAUGUCUUUCAAGAGGGAAGGGGACGACUGGAGUCAGCUCAAUGUGCUAAAAAAACGGCGGGUUGGAGACUUGCUGGCCAGUUACAUCCCAGAGGAUGAGGCGCUGAUGCUGCGGGAUGGACGCUUUGCGUGUGCCAUCUGCCCCCAUCGCCCAGUACUGGACACCCUGGCCAUGCUGACUGCCCACCGUGCAGGCAAGAAGCAUCUGUCCAGUCUGAAGCUCUUCUAUGGCAAAAAGCAGACAGGCAAGGAAACAGAGCAAAAUCCAAGACAGAAGAAUGACCUGAAGUCAGAAAACAAAGCUGAGGUACGAGAGCGGGCGCCUUUACUAACCCAGACCCGAUUGAUCACGCAGAGUGCUCUGCACAGAGCUCCCCACUAUAACAGCUGCUGCCGGAGGAAACACAGACCAGAAGCUCCUGCUCCCUCUGUCUCCAGUUCUCCUUUGCCAGCCCCAGAGGUUGGACUCCAGAGUGCAAAGAUCAGUAGGGAACCCGAGCCUAAGGAAGGAUCGCAUGCCAAAGAGUCAUCUGCUCCCAUGAGCCCCACAAAACGACGAAUCCUGAACCAUUACCUCACCCUCCGAAGCUCGGGAUGGGUCCCAGAUGGACAAGGCCGAUGGAUAAAAGAUGAGAAUGUUGAAUUUGACUCGGAUGAGGAAGAGCCCCCUGAUCUCCCCGUGGACUAACAACCCCUCUCCCCAUUUGUUCCACAGAUAAACUGUAGUUGUUCUGGGAGCCUAGUGGUCCUCGAGUAAGGUUCCUUGUUGGACCUUAGAAUUUCAACUCUGUUCAUUCUCAGCCUGGCCACUCCUUUCCUGCAGUGUUCAUGGCUCGCCAUACUGACCCCUCCCCCACUCUCUACCAAAGCCUUGCCGAGCGUCAGCUGCAUUCAGCCCAGUGCCCUAUUAAUAAGUCUGUCAGGAGGAGGUCCCUGCCCUUCGUGUAGUCUGACUCCCUCCCCACCUUCACCCUCAGUCCCUUUCCUUCAGCUCACAUGUGGACGACCAAUGGGCACAGGGGCUCUGGCCACCUCUGUCUGCAGAGAGCACUGUGGCCAAGUGCCCUGUGAAGAGACUGAAGCCUUUGGCAGAUUUAUGGGGAACACAAGGGACAGAGCUCCCCCUCCUCCUAGUAACCCGAACCUCUCUGCCUGCUGAUCCCCAGAGUAUAAAUAAUCCCUUGAUGAACUGGCAGUAACUCUUGAGGGGUAGCGCCAAGAUUCCCACCCCAACCCACGGAAGGAGACAGGCGGCGUGAACAAAAGGGAUUUUAUUUACAGGAAAGGGAAGAGAGAUGAGGACUUAUGUGUCCAGGGCUCUCAUCUCUUGUUAGCAAAAGGAAGGGUGGCGCUAUCUCUUCUUUUGCUGGCGACCUAUAAAGGGAGAAUGGUGACACAGCUUCAUCUCUUGUUUUGGCAAGGGCGCGUUUCUCUUUUCCUUUCCUUAGACUGUAAACUGCUGCCCCAUGCCACCCGAGGGGCCUGCCCCAUGUUAACAGCAAAUCAAGAACACACACUGGGAAAUAAAAGGGACCAUGUUUCUGGGCGGUACUGUCAUGCCAAGCUCCCA
Arvicola amphibius (Eurasian water vole) is the source of this 1694-nucleotide messenger RNA. Its product is annotated as sodium channel modifier 1. Gene Ontology annotation, cellular component: nucleus. NCBI's taxonomy places the organism in Eukaryota, Metazoa, Chordata, Mammalia, Rodentia, Cricetidae. Gene Ontology annotation, biological process: RNA splicing. The transcript is spliced from 7 exons. Bases 126 to 812 code for a protein of 228 amino acids. The record is from RefSeq and is a predicted model, not a curated record.